AUGGUUGUAACUAGAGAUGCUAUGAUGAUAGAGAACGUAUUGGUCUUGGCAGUUAGUGCUGUUAAGGAUUCUGGUGAUCGUGAUUUCUUGUUUAAAAACCUGAGGUCAUUUGAUGUUGCAGUUAUAAAUCAUGUGGGGGAUGAAGGUCAUUCUAAAGAGCACUUUAAAGCAUCUGAAGAGAUGCGUGCGGUUGGUAUCUAUUCCAGGCUUGACCAAGUUUUUGAUGCUCCACAUGCAGUCAAAGAAGUUUUGAAUGGGCAAUCUGGGCUAGAACAUUCUUAUAUUGGAUCUAAAGAAACUGAUCAGAAGGCUGAUGAGGUCCAAAGAUUAGGAAUUAUGGAUGUUUGGACUCCUGAUAAUCAUUAUCGAUGGUCUAAAUCUAGAUACGGUGGUCAUAUUUCAGCCACCGUGGAAGCCGUGGAUCGCUCGCAUCUUCUUUUAUGCAGUAUGUAG
This is a messenger RNA of Ilex paraguariensis (yerba mate), 453 nucleotides long. The record is from the annotation of a GenBank genome assembly. NCBI's taxonomy places the organism in Eukaryota, Viridiplantae, Streptophyta, Magnoliopsida, Aquifoliales, Aquifoliaceae.